AUGCGCAAACCGGACCGCGGCUGCUGCGGGCUCCUGUCAAAGUCGAAGACCAAAGAAACCCAGUCUAUCGCAUUGUACAACAUCCUUCAUGCGGAAAUUUCCUCGGCAGGUUUGACUAUUACAUAUGCGGACCCCGCGACCAGGAACGAUGUUACAGUUGGUGCCUUGCAAUACACUAUUUCAGACGAAGACAAAGCAAAAGCCGAAGCAUUCACGGCCAGGUUACUUGAUCUGGCGUACGGUAACGCAAAGCGCUACAAAAGGUUCAAGGUACUGAUCAACCCGUUUGGUGGGAAGGGUAUCGCCUCGCGAAUGUAUCAUCAAUACGCGGCGCCGAUCCUUGCGGCUGCACAUUGCGUAGUGGAAGUAGAAGAAACAACGCAUGGGGGACACGCCACAGAGAUAGCGGAACAGAUUGAUAUAGACGCAUACGAUGCAAUCGUAUGCUGCUCCGGUGAUGGAUUGCCCUACGAGGUCUUCAAUGGUCUGGCCAAGAAACCUAACGCUCGUGAGGCCCUAUCUAAGCUCGCUGUCGCCAUGAUACCUGGCGGCUCCGGGAACGCCAUGGCUUGGAAUCUUUGCGGCACAGGUAGUGUCUCUGUUGCCGCGCUGGCGAUUGUCAAAGGGGUAAGGACCCCCAUGGACCUGGUCUCCAUCACGCAGGGCAAAUCUCGAACCCUGUCUUUCCUGUCGCAAUCUUUCGGUAUCAUCGCAGAAUCUGACUUGGGAACCGAUAAUAUCCGGUGGAUGGGUGCCCACCGCUUCACCUACGGUUUCUUGGUCCGUCUCAUGCAGCGCACAGUGUGGCCAUGUGACCUAGCCGUGAAAGUGGAGAUCGAUGACAAGAACGCGAUAAAGGAGCAUUACAGGAGAUAUGCGGCCGGGGAACCUCCCCGCCACCCCUCUGAAGACACCGUCGCCGGAUCGGGAGGGCUCCCCGACUUGAAGUACGGCACUGUGUUGGAUGAGAUCCCGCAGGACUGGGAAGUCGUCCCAGGUGAGAACAUGGGCAAUUUCUACGCGGGCAACAUGGCUAUCGUUUCCGCAGACACGAACUUCUUUCCGGCCUCUCUGCCUAAUGACGGUCUGAUUGAUGUUGUCACAAUUGAUGGAACCAUCAGCCGCCUCACAUCGCUCAAGAUGAUGACAGAGAUCCCUAAGGGAGGAUUUUUUGAUAUGCCGGGUGUUAAGAUUCGUAAAGCUUCGGCAUAUCGACUUACUCCCCGUGAGAAAGAAGGCUACAUCAGUGUCGAUGGUGAACGUAUACCCUUUGAGCCGUUCCAAGUCGAAGUUCAUCGUGGUCUAGGCACGGUGUUGUCGAAGUCUGGACACCUUUACGAGGCCGAGGGCCCUCGGCCAUGA
Aspergillus thermomutatus is the source of this 1362-nucleotide messenger RNA. Its product is annotated as putative sphingosine kinase (SphK). Gene Ontology annotation, cellular component: cytoplasm; membrane; intracellular membrane-bounded organelle. The coding region runs from base 1 to 1362 and encodes 453 amino acids. The transcript has 2 exons. NCBI's taxonomy places the organism in Eukaryota, Fungi, Ascomycota, Eurotiomycetes, Eurotiales, Aspergillaceae. The record is from RefSeq and is a predicted model, not a curated record. Gene Ontology annotation, biological process: sphingosine biosynthetic process.